GAGAAAAGGUGUGCCCUGAUGUCGGUGCUCCCACUCCCUUGCUCUCUCGUCACCGUCCAAACACCCCCCCCCAACCCUCAACAGCAAUCUUCAAAUCUUGCUGUAAUUUGUUCUCAAGAUGCCGAAAGGAAAGUGGAUGUACGCAAUACCCCUCAAUAUCAUGAAAAUUUCUGAGCGUUCGCCCAGCUGAGACCGUUAACUCCUCCCCGCAGUGACAAGAAGACGGCGGCGCACUUCACGCUCGUGUACCGUCCCCAAAAUGACCCGCUCAUCCACGACGAGUCGGCACCAGCCAUGGUGCUCAACCCGACGCAGCCGGCCAACAAGCCGUCCAAAGGCAAGGGGCUGAGCGACCUGGCGUCGGACCUCGGCUCCGAAGCCCUCAGCAUCCGCGACAACGAAGGCGAGGCCGCCAACUACGGCAUCUACUUUGACGACACAGAGUACGACUACAUGCAGCACCUGCGGGACCUGGGCCAGGGCGGGGGCGAGGCCGUCUUUGUCGAGGCGAACCCCGUCGCCAACAACAAGAAGAAGGGCAAGGGCAAGCAGGGGCAGUCGCUCGAGGACGCGCUCCGUCAGUUGGACCUGCAGAACAAGUCGGAAGAGCUGCUCGACAAGGACCUGCUGCCCAGCAAGAACCUGCGGCCGCUGACGUACCAGGCGCAGCAGGACGUGCCGGAUGCGAUCGCCGGGUUCCAGCCGGAUAUGGACCCGCGGUUGAGGGAAGUCUUGGAGGCGCUCGAGGACGACGCGUAUGUUGAUGAGGAGGGUAGCGAGGACAUCUUCAAGGAGCUGGCCAAGGACGGCAAAGAGCUGGAUCCGGACGAGUUCGAGGAGGCGUACGACGAGUUCGCAGACGACGAUGAGGGGUGGGAGUCAGACCGCACGGUGAAGGCGAACAAGGAGGAGACCGAGCACGGUGGGGCGUCUCAGGCCACCGACGCGAGUAAGGCGCAGCCGGGAGAGCCCAGGGAUGCCGGGUCGAAUGAUUGGAUGGAGGAAUUCAAGAAGUUCAAGAACGAUCAGAAGGCGGGGAAGAAACCCCGGGCUGCGGCCGCGCCGUCCGAGAUGCAGUCGUCAAUAUGGACAACCACGACGAACGGCGGGCGGAGGAAGGCGAGGAAGGGCGCCCUUACGAACCCUUCGACGUACUCGAUGACGUCGUCGUCUCUGGUAAGGACAGAGCAGCUGGGGAUCCUGGAUGCGCGUUUUGAGAAACUUGAGGAGGAGUACAACGCCGACAUGGACGACAUGAGGUCAGUCUCGGCGGUAUCGACCAUGUCGACGGUGCAGGGUCCGACGCGGCAUGACUUUGACAAUCUGCUGGACGAGUUCUUGGGUGACUACUCCAUGCACGGCAAGAAGCGGGUGAAGAAGGGCAAGUGGAAGAACGGGUUGGAGCAGUUUGACGAGAUCAGGCGGGAGCUGGGCCCGCCCAUCAUUCCCGCAAAAUACAAGAAAUAGGGGGGAGGACGAACUGCAAAAUGAGAAUGAAGUUUCGAGCACAUGAAUGGCC
This is a messenger RNA of Thermothelomyces thermophilus ATCC 42464, 1519 nucleotides long. RefSeq lists its product as uncharacterized. Bases 295 to 1467 code for a protein of 390 amino acids. Gene Ontology annotation, biological process: ribosomal small subunit biogenesis; ribosomal small subunit export from nucleus. Gene Ontology annotation, cellular component: cytosol; preribosome, small subunit precursor; nucleus. Lineage: Eukaryota; Fungi; Ascomycota; Sordariomycetes; Sordariales; Chaetomiaceae. The transcript has a single exon. The record is from RefSeq and is a predicted model, not a curated record.